AGCUUUUCUUGCUGCCAUUUUUUUUGAGCGCAGGAAGUUCACGCAUUCUGGGAUAUGUAGUUUCCGCUGCCCGCUUUCCAUAUUCCUAUUUCUCGGAGGUCGAAGAAUUGUUGUGUUGUGCAAGGAUGCCUGGCUUUACUUGCUGCGUUCCUGGCUGCUACAGUAAUUCGCAUCGCGAUAAAGGCUUGCACUUCUAUACUUUUCCUAAAGAUCCGGAGCUAAGGUGUCUGUGGCUGAAGAAUGUGUCCCGGGGUGGAGUGUCGGGAUGCUUCAGCACCUUUCAGCCAACUAACGGGCAUCGGGUCUGUAGCUUACACUUUCAAGGUGGCCGCAAAUCUUACAGCAUCAAGGUGCCCACCAUCUUUCCACUCAGAGGUGUUAACGAGAAGAGGACUCGUCGGAGCAGCACAAAGAAGCGACAGCAGCCAAAUUACACACCAGCUGCAACUACGGUUCUAGUGACUGGGCUGCCAGGACAGGAGGAGCAGGAGGUUCUAGAGCUGACAGCUGGAGGUGCUGAAAUGAUGCUACUGGGUACUACAGCAGGCAUGGGUGCAGCUAUAGCAGAUGUAGAAGGGUCUUCUGCUGUUAUGGGAGCUACGAUAGAUGCAAUGGCAACAGCAGCAGAAGGAGGAUCGGCAGCAGCAUCCAAUAUCGCCGUUAAGUUGGAUGUGGGGGAAACACACGCAGUUAAUACUCACUUUUCUACUGAUGCAAGCCAUGGCUCACACCAGCAGCUCCAGGUUGUGGUAGUUGGGGAUGAGCCCUACCCCUCUGCAGAUUGUUGGCCCUCUCCUUUAUGUUCAGACCACUCUUACUCCAUGUCAUCAGGCACCACCACAGAAGAAUUGCUAAGGAAGCUUAAUGAGCAAAGGGACAUCAUAGCUCUGAUGGAAGUUAAGAUGAAAGAAAUGAAAUCUAGCAUAAAACAUUUAAAAGUUACUGAAGUUAAAUUAAGGGAGGAGCUUCGUCAGAAAGACAAAGAUAAAGUCUCGCCAAUGAUAAAAAGUAACUGAAUGAUCUUGCAGUGGUCAAGAUUCAUCACUUGUCAACAUAAGAGGAAAGUGUUUGGACUAAAAUCAAGCACCCUAAUCUUGAUAUGGUUUGUUUUUGUGCUAUAAUGAUAGGUUUUUGGACAGUUGUUCCCUAUGAUCCAGGAAAACUUACCCUGAAUCUGACUGUCUUUCUGCUCUUCGCUGAAACUUUUUUGAAAGGUUCCGAGGUAGACAGUUUGUGGCACUUAAUGAUCAUUUUGCAGAGAGCACGACCAUGUAUAGGAAAACUAUGAAAAUACUAAACUGCCUUUUUUUCCAAACUGGAUUUAUUGAGGACAUUAUAACUGCACCUCUGACGAUAAGUAAAAAAAACCCGAUAAUAACCACUUUGACAAGCCUUUCAUAUAGACAGUAUUGUAGGCUAUUAGAACAUCCUGUAAUGACUGAAAAAAUAUCAAGGAAUAUGUUCGAUAUGGAUAAUGGGAACAACCCUAUUUGUCGAAAGCAACAGGUUCUUUGCAUUUAAUUUUUUUUUCUUCAAAUAAAAUGUUUCUGUAAAAGUGUCCCAUGGUUUUGGGUCUGGAGUUUUUUUUUUUUUUUUGUUUAUCAAGGGCUGAAUGCAGAUUAUUUUUUAUAUAUAGAUAUCCACAUGUCUAUUAAAUCAUUUUGCAUUUCAACUAACCCAUGUCUUUUUAUUACCAACACAAUACUGAUCAUUGAAACAUUAUCCAAAAUACUGUUAGUGAUAAAAUCCUCAAAUGGCACUAUAGAAAAAAAUCCUUUAUAGGAACUGCCAACUAAAAUGCUGAUCCAGUAAUAAAAUGGAUUUUACUA
Xenopus tropicalis (tropical clawed frog) is the source of this 1829-nucleotide messenger RNA. RefSeq names its product THAP domain containing 11 (gene thap11). The record is from RefSeq and is a predicted model, not a curated record. The transcript has a single exon. Gene Ontology annotation, cellular component: nucleus. The coding region runs from base 126 to 1016 and encodes 296 amino acids. NCBI's taxonomy places the organism in Eukaryota, Metazoa, Chordata, Amphibia, Anura, Pipidae.